Messenger RNA from Amyelois transitella, 1167 nucleotides. RefSeq names its product odorant receptor 46a-like. The record is from RefSeq and is a predicted model, not a curated record. Bases 1 to 1167 code for a protein of 388 amino acids. Gene Ontology annotation, cellular component: plasma membrane. Gene Ontology annotation, molecular function: odorant binding; olfactory receptor activity. Gene Ontology annotation, biological process: sensory perception of smell; detection of chemical stimulus involved in sensory perception of smell. Lineage: Eukaryota; Metazoa; Arthropoda; Insecta; Lepidoptera; Pyralidae. The transcript is spliced from 5 exons.
AUGGGCGAAUACAAACAAAUAGACUGCUUGGAUAGAAACAUUAAAUUCUUAAAAUUCCUAGCAGUAUGGCCGACAGGUUCUGGGAAAUACUAUCAAUAUUACUCAUCUUUGUUUUUAAUUAUUUUUGUUAUCAUUUAUGACAUUUCCUACAGUAUCAACUUGUUUUAUAUUCCAACGCAAUUAGAUUACAUUUUAGAAGAUCUUGUAUUGUACUUUACUGUAAUUGCAACAUUAUCAAAAACGCUAACAUUUUAUUUCCAACACGAUAAAAUAACUAAAAUAUUGUCAAUAGUAGAGAGUGAUUUAUUUCAAGAAGAUUCUAAGGAAGCAAAAAAAAUAAUAGAUGACGCAAAGAAAUUUAACAUCAAAUAUUGGAAUAUCGUAGCUGGAAUAUCGCUUACAUCAAAUGCAGCUCAUUUAACUGUGCCUUUAUUGACUUAUUUGAUUACUGGAACAGAGUUGCAGUUGCCUGUAUAUAGCUGUGAUUUUCUUUCAAAAAAUAUUAAAGAUAUGUUCAUUUAUCCCUUAUAUAUUUAUCAAGCUAUAGGUAUGAAUUUCAUUGUAUGGUACAACGUGAAUACAGAUGGUAUAUUUUUGGGAUUCAUUAGAUUCACGAUUGCGCAGUUGGAUAUACUCGAUUUGAAAUUAAGGAAUAUAGGAAAAUUUGAUAAAGACAUUGAAGACAAAGAAGAAGAAGCGAUCAAGAAACUGAAUGAUUGUAUAAUUCACUUUGACGGAGUCGCAAAAUUUUGUGAUUUAGUACAAGAUGCAUUUAGCCUAACGUUGUUUAUUCAGAUGGGCACAGCAUCUAUGGUUUUAUGUGUUAUUCUAUUUAGAUUUACAAUGCCAGCACCUUCCCUAUACUUGGUGUACUUAGUGACAUACAUGUUUGCAAUGAUAGCUCAGAGAGCUGUACCAUGUUGGUACGGAACUCGGAUUAUCGUAAAGAGUGCCCGACUGGCCCAUUCAGUGUAUGCUUGUGAUUGGACCCCAAGGUCUCAGAUUUUCAAAAGCAGCAUGAGAUUGUUAGUUGAGAGAGUAAACCGACCACUAAGCAUCAUAAGCGGGAAGAUGGUAGUUCUAUCUUUAGACACAUUAACUUCUAUAAUUAAUUCGGCGUAUUCCUUCUAUACACUGCUAAGGCACAUGCAAUCUCGAGAGAAUUGA